AUGGCGUUAGAAAACGAGCAAGUACAGCACCUAGAGCAUCUGGCGCAACACGGGCAGCAAAGCCCUGAGAGCCCACGCAACCUGGACAAUGGCAGCGAGGUCUCGGUGCAAGAUUCCGAUGAUGCUCUAAGACACGAGAUAGCAGCACCAUCCACUACUCCUUCCUACGAGACCGUACCCGGACCGCGACCCCUCUUGUCCACCAGCGACGACAAUGCCUCCGAGACGUCGAACUCCUCCGACGCUUCCUCGGAAGAGGCAGCGUCCCCGAGCGUCUCAGUCCCGCCCUACUGGUCGCACACGAGCACCCAACCGCAAAGCCAACUACAUCCCCACGGUCCGCGGCACACACGGGCCGUUUCCAACGCCUCGGCUGAGUCGGUGCUGCCACCAGGCGCCAUUACCCUACAAGACAACGAGCGCGAUGACGACGACGUUGCGUACGCUGGCAGGCGCAGCAAUAGCAGUGAAAUAUACGGGCGGGACCGCAACCGGGCGUGCUGGGCGCGCAGCGUUCAGGUGACGGAUUUCGUGAUGGUCAACGGCAGCACGACGAAUAUCGGGGCGUUUAUAGUGUGGAAUAUCAAGGUUGAGACAUUGAAUGUGUGUAUGCGCCCGACCCACGCGCAGAGAAAGCGCGACGCCAAAGAACGCAUGAUACUAACUGCGGUGCCCAAGGGUUCUCGCAUGAAUAUCCGCAAGCGCUACUCCGAGUUCGACGACCUCCGCAAGCGGCUCAUCCUGACCUUCCCCAACUUCGAGGCGGCUGUGCCGGCGCUGCCGCCCAAGAGCGUCUUAAAGCGCUUCCAUCCCCGAUUCCUCGAGAAGAGACGGGCCGGCCUACAGUAUUUUCUCAACUGUAUUCUCCUCAACCCCGAGUUUUCAGGCUCGCCUGUCCUGAAGGAAUUUCUCUUUUCAUGA
Messenger RNA from Chaetomium strumarium, 921 nucleotides. RefSeq names its product Phox domain-containing protein. Gene Ontology annotation, molecular function: phosphatidylinositol-3-phosphate binding. The transcript is spliced from 2 exons. The record is from RefSeq and is a predicted model, not a curated record. Gene Ontology annotation, cellular component: endosome. Lineage: Eukaryota; Fungi; Ascomycota; Sordariomycetes; Sordariales; Chaetomiaceae. The coding region runs from base 1 to 921 and encodes 306 amino acids.